AUGUUCAUCAAAACAUGUAAGUCUCUUAUGUUGGCCCUCAUUGGUCCCUUCGUUCCUCUACGAAUUUCUCCGCCGCCGCUGCAGGGUCAGAGAUUGUGGAGAUGCAGGUUUUCAGAGAUCAGCUUUUCUUCUCUGGCCUCAGCUCUGAAGUCCAACCCCUUCCAUCUGAGAGAGCUGGACCUGGUUGACAGCAACCUGCAGGAUUCAGAAGUGAAGCUGCUGAGUGAUUUUCUGCAGAGUCCAAACUGUAGACUGGAGAUUCUGAAAUUGAGGGGCUGCAGUUUGUCAGAGAUCAGCUUUUCUUCUCUGGCCUCAGCUCUGAAGUCCAACCCCUCCCAUCUGAGAGAGCUGGACCUGAGAGACAACUACCUGCAGGAUUCAGGAGUGAAGCUGCUGUGUGAUUUUCUGGAGAGUCCAAACUGUCGACUGGAGAUUCUGAAAUUGAGUGACUGCAGUUUGUCAGAGAUCAGCUUUUCUUCUCUGGCCUCAGCUCUGAAGUCCAACCCCUCCCAUCUGAGAGAUCUGGACCUGAGUAAGAACGAGCUGCAGGAUUCAGGAGUGAAGCUGCUGUGUGAUUUUCUGCAGAGUCCAAACUGUAGACUGAAGUCUCUGAAUUUGAUGAGAUGCAGGUUGUCAGAGAUCAGCUGUUCUUCUCUGGCCUCAGCUCUGAAGUCCAACCCCUCCCAUCUCAGAGAGCUGUAUCUGGAAUACCAAAAGCUGCAGGAUUCAGAAGUGAAGCUACUGUGUGAUUUUCUGCAGAGUCCAAACUGUAGACUGGAGACUCUGACUUUGAUGAGAGGCAGGUUGUCAGAGAUCAGCUGUUCUUCUCUGGCCUCAGCGCUGAAGUCCAACCCCUCCCAUCUCAAAGAGCUGGACCUGGCCUAUAGCGAGCUGCAGGAUUCAGGAAUGAAGCUGCUGUGUGAUCUUCUGCAGAGUCCAAACUGUAGACUGGAGACUCUGAGAUUGAGGGGCUGCAGGUUGUCAGAGAUCAGCUGUUCUUCUCUGGCCUCAGCUCUGAAGUCCAACCCCUCCCAUCUGAGAGAGCUGAACCUGAGAGACAAUGAGCUGCAGGAUUCAGGAGUGAAGCUGCUGUGUGAUUUUCUGCAGAGUACAAACUGUACACUGGAGAUUCUGAAUUUGAGUGGCUGCAGUAUGUCAGAGAUCAGCUGUUCUUCUCUGGCCUCAGCUCUGAAGUCCAACCCCUCCCAUCUGAGAGAGCUGGACCUGACCUAUAACAAGCUGCAGGAUUCAGGAGUGAAGCUGCUGCGUGAUCUUCAGAAGAAUCCAAACUACAGACUGGAGACCCUGCAGUGAGUACAGGGUUGGACUUU
Molecule: messenger RNA, 1331 nt
Organism: Labrus mixtus (cuckoo wrasse)
Lineage: Eukaryota; Metazoa; Chordata; Actinopteri; Labriformes; Labridae
Product: ribonuclease inhibitor-like
Exons: 8
Coding region: 1-1314 (437 amino acids)
Molecular function (GO): protein binding
Source: RefSeq, a predicted model, not a curated record